AUGGCUAUUGUGGCUGGUGCUGGGGCAACUGCUGCUGUGCCAACAAUGAAUGUUGCUGCACCUGAGGUGGUGGAUGUGGGGGCUGAUGCACCUGUGGUAGUGCCUGCCCAGGGGGUGUUGGUGGUGCUAGGCCCCCUGUACAACCACUUGAGGAAGUGGAGGCAGAAGUGGGCUAGGGUUGUGAAGUUGAAGGACCUUAGUGGUGCACUAUUUGAUCAUGAUGUCAAUGCCAUAAUGCUUGAACCUGAGCACUACAUAGGCCACUGCAAGGACCAUCCUAAGGAUGCUAAAUUCCUGAACACCCCAAUCAGGCUCUACACUGAGAUGAAGACCAUAUUUGGUUCUUCCAUGGCCACUGCCUCUACACUUAGAGAGACUGGGCCUGCACAUGUGGAUCCUGACCACUAUCUUGCAGUGAUGGAGAUGCCUGGCUUCACCACUGAAGUUCUCAUUGUUGCCUACACCUACCUGCUGAAAAACAAGGCCCUUGGCAGGGGCUUUGUGAACAUGGCAAUCAGUCAUUGGGAUAUUUGGCUGAUGAACUACCUUGCCAAGAACUACUAUAUGUAG
Molecule: messenger RNA, 570 nt
Organism: Miscanthus lutarioriparius
Lineage: Eukaryota; Viridiplantae; Streptophyta; Magnoliopsida; Poales; Poaceae
Source: the annotation of a GenBank genome assembly